Messenger RNA from Diachasma alloeum, 1244 nucleotides. Its product is annotated as malectin-A. Gene Ontology annotation, cellular component: membrane. The record is from RefSeq and is a predicted model, not a curated record. Gene Ontology annotation, molecular function: carbohydrate binding. The coding region runs from base 310 to 1137 and encodes 275 amino acids. Lineage: Eukaryota; Metazoa; Arthropoda; Insecta; Hymenoptera; Braconidae. The transcript is spliced from 2 exons.
UGUGGGAGAAGGAGAGACGAGUAGAAGAAGAGAGAGAAUGGAAGUACCUCCAAUGUAUAUACGUGGCUGUACGUGGCCACGCCGGGCAGUAUCCCCAAAGCUCGUCCUCACCCGCUGAAAAAACCAGGAAACUUGAGAGAGAAACCCCAUCCCCAAGGGCGGACACCCAUUCUCCGUGAGACUGAACAUAGUAACAAUAACCCCAGUGCUCCAACACUCGACUGUACAUAACCUAGAGUCGUCAGGAAUGCGAGUGAGAUUGAAAUCCUAGACCCAACACAAAUCAAAUAAAUCGGAGAAUCAAAUGACAUGAGUCUGCGGAUAAAGGUCGAGAUGUUGGGAGUCUCCAGGUGCAUGAUAAUCUUGCAUUUGUUUAUUGUCACACUCGAGUUGCCCAAUGCGGUGUGUCUGGAGGUGAUCUACGCGAUUAACGCGGGGGGUGAGACCCAUACGGACAGCUAUGGGGUCCGAUACAUGAGGGACCCAUUGAUGGGCAAAGUUGGGACAGCCUCGGACUACGGAAAGCAACUGAUCAUUGGAAGGGUCAACACCAUGGAUCAGAUUCUCUACCAGACCGAGAGGUAUCAUCACUCGACAUUUGGGUAUGACAUACCCAUCAGCGAGGAUGGCGACUACGUACUUGUCCUCAAGUUCUGCGAGGUCUACUUCAACUCACCGAACAUGAAAGUAUUCGAUGUGGUGCUCAAUGGGGAUCACACGGUUGUCACUGAUCUGGAUAUUUUCGAGAGGGUGGGGAGAGGAAUCGCUCAUGACGAGCAUGUGCCCUUCAGGGUGGAACGGGGCAAGCUGAUUUAUAAUGAAGAGGAGUCGGACAUUCUUGGGGGAAAGAUACGGGUGGAGUUUAUCAAGGGGUAUAGAGACAACCCCAAAGUCAAUGCUAUUGCUGUCAUCAAGGGAACUGUUGAUGAUGUACCACAACUGGGUCCCAUCCCCCAAGACCCAGAGGAAUACCACGGGAUGCAGGAGGACGAGGAAGAAUCUCCAGUUCGCAGUAGACACACGAGUGGUCCCCGGACCCCUGACCCCUACUCAAUCGACGAUUCAUCGAUAAUGCUACCGGUUUUCGUAGCUAUCGGGGCCUUCAUACCUCUGCUCUUCUGCCUGUGUAAGCUCUGAGGUACACAGGCAGUAUCGCUCAUAAACCCGGAUGAAAAUAUUAAUAGAAAAACCUAGCGAAUUCGUUAGAAAAUUCUAUUGGAUUUUUAUUGAACUUUCUAUUAGUU